This is a messenger RNA of Amphimedon queenslandica, 625 nucleotides long. Its product is annotated as centrin-3-like. Gene Ontology annotation, cellular component: myosin II complex. The record is from RefSeq and is a predicted model, not a curated record. NCBI's taxonomy places the organism in Eukaryota, Metazoa, Porifera, Demospongiae, Haplosclerida, Niphatidae. The coding region runs from base 35 to 535 and encodes 166 amino acids. The transcript is spliced from 4 exons. Gene Ontology annotation, molecular function: calcium ion binding.
AGGCGUGGUUCUUCAUUAUGGUCACGCCCACAAUAUGGAACCCCCUCAGCAGCAAACUCACUCAAGAAUCCGUCCUCACGGCAGAAGAAAGAAGGAGCUUACAGAAGAGCAGCAGCAAGAAAUCAGGGAGGCAUUCAACUUGUUUGACACUGAUAAUGACGAUGCUAUUGACUACCACGAGUUAAAGGUUGCCAUACGAGCAUUAGGGUUUGAAGUGAAAAAGACAGAAGUACAGAAAAUAAUUAAAGACUAUGACAGAAACGAUCAAGGCAAAAUCACUUAUCAAGAUUUUUAUGAUAUAAUGUCCGAGUGGGUCUCUCAAAGGGAUCCUGUUGAGGAAACCCUCAAAGCCUUUAAGCUUUUCGAUGAUGACGAGUCGGGGAAAAUAAGUUUAAGGAACCUUCGCAGGGUUGCUCGAGAAUUAGGAGAGAACAUGUCAGAAGAUGAGCUACGGGCAAUGAUUGAUGAAUUUGACACCGACAAAGAUGGAGAAAUAUCAAAAGAGGAAUUCAUGGCUAUCAUGCUUGGAGAAUGAACUCAAUAUUAAUGAUGAACUUUUGAAUUUAAUCCAUGUCUAUCAGAUUUAUCAAUAUUAUAAGUUAUAAUGUCAUAUCCUGGAACUGUA